Messenger RNA from Lytechinus variegatus (green sea urchin), 1483 nucleotides. RefSeq lists its product as uncharacterized. The record is from RefSeq and is a predicted model, not a curated record. The transcript is spliced from 3 exons. Bases 81 to 1295 code for a protein of 404 amino acids. NCBI's taxonomy places the organism in Eukaryota, Metazoa, Echinodermata, Echinoidea, Temnopleuroida, Toxopneustidae.
UGGUAAUUCCUUGUAACUAGCUGACAUCGACCGUACCGGUAUAUUAACAGUUUCAACCCUUUUUCAACAGUGUUUCAAUCAUGCCAAAGUCAAAGACAAAGAGGCCGAUAAAGAAAAAUCUGGUGUGUUGUAACUGUGGGCGUAAUAUAAACAAUGAAUUACAGAGGCGAAAACUUACUGCAAAAAUAAAAAGCCAAAAUUGUCAAAUUUCUUCGAUAGACGCCCUGAAAGCACUUGGAAUAGAAUUUGGCCCAGGUGAAGGGAGGCGUCAUCUGAUCUGCCCAGUGUGCGCAAAAAUUUUAGGCAAAUUAUCUAAUGCCAUUGGAAGUUUGAAGGCAUUGCUAUCAACUCUCAAAGAAGUAACCAAUGAUGCUCAUACUCCUGUGGGAUAUAAGAUCAAACGAGUACUGGAAGGGUCCGCAGAUGGAGAGUUUUACUUCAAGGCGAAAAGAAAAAGGAGAAAGACCAAAACUGGCAGCAGUGAUGAUGGCAGCUGCAUAAUUGACACCCCUCUGUCUCAAGAUCAGAUAAUGGACAUCUUUCCUCAUGUUGCAUCAGAUCUACCACCUGACCGUUACAAGAAGGUGAUGAAGCAUAUAAAAUCAUCAAAGAGUUUGGACUCCUUCAUGAUUGAAUCAGUUUGCAAGAAAAUUAGCGCAGAGAUGAAAUCGGGUCAAUCUAUUUUCUCAAUCGAUGCCGAAUGUAAGACAAAGUCAAUGGAGAAAAAGAUAUGGAGAGCUGCACACAGAAGUUUAAAGGUGAGGUGUCCAACACUCAUGAACAUUUUGGAAAGCACACUGGAAAGAAAACCUGUGAGGAAUGACAAUAAUCGGCUCACAAUGACAGCAGCUCACUUGUUCUUUAUUAGAUCUUCAAGGCAAAGAAUCUGCCAAGAACUGAUUGGUCGACUUCUUUGGUAUGCUGGGACAAACAGGAAGACUUUUCUGAGGCUCAGCAGACUUGGACUUUGUUCCUGCAUCAAAACCACAAGAGAUAGUAUAAAUUCUUUGAAAAGUGAAUUAAAUGACACAAUCGACCAACAAAAACAGAGAAUCGCAGAACUACAGUCAACGGACCGUAAAGCGAUGAUGAAACCUUCUAGCGAUGAUUGGACGGAAGUUGAAAAUUGGGGGACAGGUAUGAUUAGAAUACUUAAUUGGAAGCAUUCACCUGAUUCUUUGUUGGAAUGUGUGAUAUACUUUUGUAACUAUUGUUAUUACACCAUUGAUAGUUUUUUUAUACUUUUAUACUGUAUGGUAUUUUAUAUUUCCUUUACCAUUGUCAUGUAUAUGUAAACAUGUCCCUCCCUUUAUUGGAAUGAGAGAGGAAGAGCAGGAGUGUUGGGAAAGAAUGUUUAGCUUUAUAUUUUUUGUAAAGUGAAACCUGUCGCUGUCACUUGUGACCACCCAAGGAACACAAAACUGCUGUAGAAUGGUUAGACACAACCAGCCUCCAUGUGAAUCAAAUUAGUGGACAUUCUAAG